CCUCACUCACCACUCUCCUAUCCCUGAACGGCUCAGACACAGCUCUCAAGAUGUCCUGGACGCAUACAACCUUCCUUGCGCUUGUCGCUGUGCUCCUGUCACUGUCCUGUGAGUGAGUCUGCCUGCAGGGGGACUGUAUUGUCAGGGAAUAAUAUAUAUUUACGGGGUGUGAAUGAAUACUUGAGGAGGAUGGUGCAAGUAAUAUUUUCUGUGAUAUCGCUAGAGAAACUUAGAGAGUAUUCUGAGGGCAGAGUGACUCUGUUACUAGUGAUAGUGGUAUGGGAACAUUGUGAUAGAGAGCUCAACGCUGAUCUGAUGUUUUGUUCUAUCAUCAUGUACCUCUGAACCACUGCAGUGUCUCAGGAGGUAGACAGUGCAGCUGUCCCCGAUGAUAAGGGCAUUACCAAGGCAACCGACCCGAGAGGUGAGCAGCACGACCUUCACUGAACCCUCUUCGUCUUCUGCAGCAUAUACAACCUAAUUGCUUGGUGCUGGCUGGGACUUCAAACCUUACUGAACGCACUCUUUUUUUGCUUGCUGCUAAAUCUACCCUCCUCUCAUCUCUUAUGCGAUUGUAACAUAAUGGAAACGUUUUGUUGUCUUUGUUUUCCCCGAUCUGGGAGCGAACUCACCCCCCUCUGCAUACCAACACAACGGCUCUCAACUCAAAGUCUUCUCUUUAUCUUUUCUUCUCAGGUCCACUGAGGGAGAUCUUCAUGCCCGAGGCCGAUGCAGCAAACUUCUUCAGACGCCGCAGCAGAAGAGCUGCGAAGUCUCAGGACGAAAUCGACGGUGAAUGAAGCUUUCUAUGUCUCUUUGUUUGGAUCUCUUUUAGGAUCUCCUUUAUGUUGCUUGGAUGUUUCUGGGGUUGUUUUUCACCAAUGGUCAGUGGUGAACUGUCAGUGGAUGGUGUGGUGUUGCGUGCCUCUGUCUGUGGAUGCCUGAACGAAGCAUAGCUUGUGUGUCUAGCCUAGAUGGAUGGUUUGGUCCCACACAUCUCUAGAUUGAUCAAUGCUUUUUAAGGUCAGCUGAAUGUUUUGGUUGCAGAGGUGGUCUACUACUGCACUAUGCCAGAGUAUAUUACUGGAUGGAGUUUAUAUAGCUGCCUUCUACUGUGGAUGGAGUUUACAUUGCUGCAAUUGAAUACAGCAAUGGCUGAAGUCCCAGUGUUUUAUCUGUAUUUGUAAUGAUUCGGUCCCGUGUGGCUCAGUUGGUAGAGCAACACCACUGUGGUUCGAUUCCCAUGUGGGACCAGUACGAACAAAUAUGAAAAUGUAUGCACUCACUACUGUAAGUUGCUCUGGAUAAGAGCGUCUGCUAAAUGACAAAAAUGUCAAAUGAUUCAGCUGAAUAGGUAAUGUUAUGACACUGAGUGAAUACAGAUUGAAUACUGUUAUGGCUGUACUGAGAUGGAGAAUAGUGUUUUUACUGUGGAAAGGCUGGCUGACAACUGGAAGCUGCAAAACCUAUAGCCCUGGACACCUCAGGUGCUAUACCCUUGCCAGACCGCCUCAGACCAGAGUUUUGUUCAGUAGGGCACACUACAAAACACUAAAAUGUUUUGCAACAGAAAACCAAACCAAGUGUUCUCAUUGGACAAGUUUAGGUAUGGUACCUCCCCGUUUCAAACGUUUUCUCCCCACUGAACAUGACCCAGCUAUAAACGGUAGCAUAUUGGAGGCUGCCGCAGGAGCCACAGGGUACCAUGGAGCAUUUAGCUUCUCUCCUCCUUUUAUCCUACUCAGCUAAAACUGAGGAGUAGACAAAAAUCUCUACUUUCAUUUCACUUCUGAGAAAAGUACAUGUAUUAUGCAGGGAAAGGUGAUACUUAGUCAGUUACAAAACUGAAUGAAUUCAACUGAAAUGUGUCUUCCACAUUUAACCCAACCCCUCUGAAUCAGAGAGGUGCGGGAGUUUCCUUAAUCGACAUCAUCAGGGUCAGGGGAAGAGUUGUUGUGGGGGUUAACUGCCUUGUUCAAAGGCAGAAUGGCAGAUUUGUACACCUUUCCAGCUCAGGGAUUUGAACAAGCAACCUUUCAGGUUACUAUCCCAACACUCUAACCACUAGGACACGAGAGGAGACCUUGUGAAAGUUCCCAUAAGUGAGAUGUUUGAUUGUUUUCUUUAACUACUCAGUUGACGGCCAGGUGAGAGUUUAGCUGGAGAAAGAGAGAAAGAGAGCCGCUGAGAAGCGAGUUACAUAAUACAUAAACUGUUAGCUGAAAGAAGUUAGAGAUAGAGAAGAAAAAGAGAGAAAGAGAGAGUGAGAUGGAGUGGUUUGUAUUCAGUCUGGAUAUGGAGAGAGAGAGCAGUUAGAAGUUGAGUGUGGAAUGUGCCAACACACAGUGGAGGGAGGGGGUCAGAGAGAAAAGAGACGGACAGAGCGAGAUAAAAAUGUGUUUACUUUUUUAAAGCCACUUUCGCAGCCACAUGUUGACACUACUAAACCACAGUAAGUCACAUGAGACCUGGAGAAAAUGUGGAUAAACCUAUAGUGUGUGUGUGUGUACAGUCGUGGUCAAAAGUUUUGAGAAUGACACAAAUACUAAUUUUCACAAAGUCUGCUGCCUCAGUUUUGAUGAUGGCAAUUUGCAUAUACUCCAGAAUGUCAUGAAGAGUGAUCAGAUGAAUUGCAAUUAAUUGCAAAGUCUCUCUUUGCCAUGAAAAUGAACUUAAUCCCCAAAAAACAUUUCCACUGCAUUUCAGCCCUGCCACAAAAGGACCAGCUGCCAUCAUGUCAGUGAUUCUCUCGUUAACACAGGCAAGAGUGUUGACGAGGACAAGGCUGGAGAUCACUCUGUCAUGCUGAUUGAGUUAGAAUAACAGACUGGAAGGAGGGUGGUGCUUGAAAUCAUUGUUAUUCCUCUGCUAACCAUGGUUACCUGCAAGGAAACACGUGCCGUCAUCAUUGCUUUGCACAAAAAGGGCUUCACAGGCAAGGAUAUUGCUGCUAGUAAGAUUGCACCUAAAUCAACCAUUUAUCGGAUCAUCAAGAACUUCAAGGAGAGAGGUUCAAUUAUAGUGAAGAAGGUGUCAGGGCGCCCAAGAAAGUCCAGCAAGCUCCAGGACCGCCUCCUAAAGUUGAUUCAGCUGCGGGAUCGGGGCACCACCAGUGCAGAGCUUGCUCAGGAAUGGCAGCAGGCAGGUGUGAGUGCAUCUGCACGCACAGUGAGGCGAAGACUUUUGGAGGAUGGCCUGGUGUCAAGAAGGGCAGCAAAGAAGCCACUUCUCUCCAGGAAAAAUAUCAGGGACAGACUGAUAUUCUGUAAAAGGUACAGGGAUUGGACUGCUGAGGACUGGGGUAAAGUCAUUUUCUCUGAUGAAUCACCUUUCCGAUUGUCUGGGGCAUCCGGAAAACACCUUGUCCGGAGAAGACAAGGUGAGCGCUACCAUCAGUCCUGUGUCAUGCCAACAGUAUCCUCCCGAGUGGCACAGUGGUUUAAGGCACUGCAACGCAGUGCUAGCUGUGCCACUAGAGAUCCUGGUUCAAAUCCAGGCUCUGUUGUAGCUGGCUGCGACCGGGAGACCCAUGGGGCAGUGCACAAUUGGCCCAGUGUUGUCCAGGGUAUGGGGAGGGAAUGGCCGGCAGGGAUGUAGCUCAGUUGGUUGUGGGUUCAAUUCCCACGGGGGGCCAGUGUAAAAAAUAAUGUAUGCACUAACUGUAAGUCGCUCUGGAUAAGAGUGUCUGCUAAAUGACUAAAAUGUAAAGCAUCCUGAGACCAUUCGUGUGGGGUUGCUUCUCAGCCAAGGGAGUGGGCUCACUCACAAUUUUGCCUAAGAACACAGUCAUGAAUAAAGAAUGGUACCAACACAUCCUCCGAGAGCAACUUCUCCCAACCAUCCAAGAACAGUUUGGUGACGAACAAUGCCUUUUCCAGCAUAAUGGAGCACCUUGUCACAAGGCAAAAGUGAUAACUAAGUGGCUCGGGGAACAAAACAUCGACAUUUUGGGUCCAUGGCCAGGAAACUCCCCAGACCUUAAUCCCAUUGAGAACUUGUGGUCGAUCCUCAAGAGGCGGGUGGACAAACAAAAACCCACAAAUUCGGACAAAUCCAAGCAUUGAUUAUGCAAGAAUGGGCUGCCAUCAGUCAGGAUGUGGCCCAGAAGUUAAUUGACAGCAUGCCAGGGCGGAUUGCAGAGGUCUUGAAAAAGAAGGGUCAACAUUGCAAAUAUUGACUCUUUGCAUAAACUUAAUGUAAUUGUUAAUAAAAUCAUUUGACACUUAUGGAAUGCUUGUAAUUCUACUUCAGUAUACCAUAGUAAAAUCUGACAAAAAUAUCUCAUAACACUGAAGCAGCGAACUUUGUGAAGACCAAUACUUGUGUCAUUCUCAAAACUUUUGACCACGACUGUACAUCUGCAUUUCUUGAUGUUUGGGGUUUUAGGCUGGGUUUCUGUUUAAGCACAUCUGUUGAUGUAAAAAGGGCUUAAUACAUUUAUUUGAUUGAUUUAUUGAUUGAUUGUGUGUCUGUGUUUUUUGUUUUCCUAUCCUUGUGGGGACCAGAAGUCCCAGAAGUCCAACAUCAAUGUGCCUUUCACCUGUAUUCAAAUGGGUGAACCUGUUUGACUUUGGGGUUUUAGGUGUUGAGGUUAUGCCAUGUAGAAGUGAGUGGGUGGGUCAAAUACUGUAAGACAGGAGUAAGGAGCAUAUCACUCAUUUGCCCUGUGAGAAAAUAAACUAGCAAAGAGUGUCUUUGUCUGUGUGUCACAUUAUCAUCGUGAUGUGUAAAUAAGUGACUUGCAUACAGUGCAUUAUCCCGAUGAUUGACAUAACUCCUGAGUGCGCAGUGGUCUAAGGCACUGACGCAUGCUAACGGCCACUAGAGAUCUGGUUCGAAUCCAGCUCGUCGCGCGGCCCGUACGGAGAAUCAUGGGCGGCGCACAAUGCCAGCGUGUCAGUGGAGAGGAUGGCGUGCAGGAUGUACUAGUUAAAUAAGCUGGCGUUUGCACGCCAGGUUGUGGGUUCGUUUCCCAUGGGGGGCCAUGGCGCUAGCAACGCCAGAGUUGUGGGUUCGAUUCCCACGGGGGGCCAGUACGAAAAAUGUAUGCACUCACUAACUGUAAGUUGCUCUGGAUAAGAGCGUCUGCUAAAAUGUAAAUGUAAAAUAACCCUUGGUUGAUGAUAUUGGUGGUCACCUUUUGAGUUUUAUUCACACUGGGUCAUUACUUCACAACUCCCUGACCACCGAGCUGCAAAGGAACGCUGCAAGCUUUACCAUUUCAACUGUUAAUCUUAUUGCUUAUCCAUUUAGUUGUUAUUUACAACUACCUGACUGACCUGAAUUCCCAAAAGAAAAUUCCAAAGGGAGUCGUUAUGCAGGCAAAGACCUGUCCCAUGGAACAACAAUGAAGACAAGGUCAGAGGUCAGGACUAGGAGAGGAUUCCAUGGCCCAAACCCAGAGUCUGCCUGUACUCUGCAGAGAUCCAAUCCUACGUAAUGUUGUUGGUGCAGUUUGACGCAGGUGAAACUAUUUAAUUUACUUCCUUUUUAUUUUGAUCCUCCCCUAUAGCUGAACAGAGGCAGGUGCUGGCUGCAGAUGAGCGGAAGAGAGAGAACCAUGAGGAACAGAGGAAUAAGUUUGAGAACUACGCUGAGGAGGAGCAAGACGGUAUAAUAAUAGACCUUGUACAAAACAUUAGGAACACCUGUUCUUUCCAUUAUAAUAAUUUAUUACAUUUCUAUAGCGCUUUUCAUAAUCUCAAAGUGCUUCAAAAACUAAAAAGCAAUACAUCAUCAUGAGUAGCCUAACUAUAGUUAGGUCAACCAAUAGAGGCCAAGUCAUCCUCCAAAGAUAGAGAGGGUCAGUUCAUGGCUUGAUCAGAGGAAGGUGUUCAGCGAGAUGGUUGAUGAAGAAGAGAGGGUUGCUCUGGGAACCAGCCUGAUUCGUGGUCCUCUGAGGCUCAAUUGGUAGAGCAUGGCGCUUGUAACGCCAGAGUAGUGGGUUCGAUUCCCGGGACCACCCAUACGUAAAAAUGUAUGCGCGCAUGACUGUAAGUCGCUUUGGAUAAAAGCGUCUGCUAAAUGGCAUAUUAUUAUUAUUAUUAUUAUUGAACACCACGCUUGGAUCCAAGUGGGUUUGCAGUUUCAAAGUCAUCAUAGUACAAAUGGCAUAUUAUUUAUUUGUGUAGCUACUGGACUUCUCCUCCUUCCUAAUGUAUGCCACCCACUUGAGUGAUGCCUUGACAGCCAGAAAGCUCACCACACACAGUUCAGAGUAGUAGCCAGUCGCCCUCACUACGAGCCCUCUGCCUCAGCAUUCCUUUACUACAUCUCCCAUUCCUCUCAAGCUUCAGGUGACUCUUCAAUUGAUGUUUUCAAAAGAUCAGGAACCAGCAGCCAGGUGAAACAAAAAAGCUGGUACAGUGUACAGAUGCAUAAUUCUAACAAAAACUAUUAAAAAGAGUUGACUUGCCAGUCCAUCUGCAAAUCUGUGGAUCAAAACCACCAGAAAUAUGCAAUAAAACUCAAUGUAUUCAAAAACAAAACAGCUGAUUAAAAAAACACAGUUAAAAACACAAAAAUAAUUAAAUAUGUACAUAUUUACAGAAACUUUUUGCUUAGGCUGCUACUAGGGCGACAUGGCAACUACCAUGACAUAGACUGACCAGGUGAAUCCAGGUGAAAGCUAUGAUCCCUUAUUGUUAAAUCCACUUCAAUCGGUUUAGAUGAAGGGGGGGAGACAGGUUAAAGAAGGAUUUUUAAGCCUUGAGACAGUUGAGACAUGGAUUGUGAAUGUGUGCCAUUCAGAGGGUGAAUGGGCAAGACAAAUGAUUUAAGUGCCUUUGAACGGGGGAUGGUAGUAGGUGCCAGGAGCACCGGUUUGAGUGUGUCAAGAACUGCAGCGCUGCUGGGUUUUCCAUGCUCAACAGUUUCCUAUGUGUAUUAAGAAUGGUCCACCACCCAAAGGACAUCCAGCCAAUUUGACACAACUGUGGGAAGCAUUGGAGUCAACAUGGGCCAGCAUCCCUAUGGAACACUUUCAACACCUUGUAGAGUCCAUGCCCCGACGAAUUGAGGCUGUUCCUAAUGUUUUCUACACAGUGUAUAAUAUACUGUAUAAUACCUUAAUACACAGCAUAAUCAAUAACAGGUUAUUUUGUAUUCUACUCCUGUAACAGUCCCUCUUUAGUUUGGGUGUAUAAUCAGAGCACAGUAUGGCAGUAGGAAGGUAGCCUAUGUUUAUCAGUGAAUUGAUCCAGUAACUUGGAUCUGUCUACCCUCCUCAUUCCCUCCCAUAACUUACCUCUGACAUCAGAGCAAGACGAGAGGACACGGGAGAGCACCGAGCAGUGGCGAGAGUUCCACUAUGACGGCCUGCAUCCCCCCCAGGAGUACAACCGCCAAUCUACCUGAGAGACAUCACCGCCCUCCUGGAGAACAGUGGUAUUACAGCAGGCAGGACACAGAGGGCCCGCCCCCUACUAUAGACACACCUCUACCUGUAAAACUUUUUAUCAUCUCAUGUACACUUUCAUAAAUACAUUGGAAAGACUUUAGGUAGAAGGUGAUCUCUUUUAUAAAUAAGCGUUUUUAAAGAAACAAAUUAAUGUUAUUCUUCUGUGCUGGUUUGAAAGUUUGCAUGUGUGUUGCAUUUUCGCAUGCUGUGUGACUAUACAAUGAUGUAGAUUUGAACAUAUACUGUACCAGUCAAAAGUUUGGACA
This is a messenger RNA of Coregonus sp. 'balchen', 7665 nucleotides long. The record is from the annotation of a GenBank genome assembly. NCBI's taxonomy places the organism in Eukaryota, Metazoa, Chordata, Actinopteri, Salmoniformes, Salmonidae.